Schistocerca nitens (vagrant locust) is the source of this 2028-nucleotide messenger RNA. RefSeq names its product golgin subfamily A member 6-like protein 7. The transcript has 10 exons. Bases 1 to 2028 code for a protein of 675 amino acids. Lineage: Eukaryota; Metazoa; Arthropoda; Insecta; Orthoptera; Acrididae. The record is from RefSeq and is a predicted model, not a curated record.
AUGAAAGGUUGUUAUCGAAAAGAUAUAGAAAAGUAUCGAAAAGAUAUCGAAAAGUAUCGAAAAGAUAUCGAAAAGUAUCAUAAAGAUAUCGAAAAGUAUCGAAAAGAUAUCGAAAAAUAUCGAAAAUAUCGAAAAGAUAUCGAAAAGUGCCGAAAAGAUAUCCAAAAGUACCGAAAAGAUAUCCAAAAGUACCGAAAAGAUAUCGAAAAGUACCGAAAAGAUAUCGAAAAGUACCGAAAAGAUAUCGAAAAGUAUCGAAAAGAUAUCGAAAGGUAUCGAAAAGAUAUCGAAAAGUAUCUAUAUAUAAUGAAAAUAUCGAUAUAUAAUGAAAAGUAUCGAAAAGAUAUCGAUAAGUAUCGAAAAGAUAUCGAUAAGUAUCGAAAAGAUAUCGAUAAGUAUCGAAAAGAUAUAGAUAAGUAUCGAAAAGAUAUCGAUAAGUAUCGAAAAGAUAUCGAAAAGUAUCGAAAAGACAUCGAAAAGUAUCGAAAAGAUAUCGAAAAGAUAUCGAAAAGUAUCGAAAAGAUAUCGAAAAAUAUCGAAAAGUACCGGAAAGAUAUCGAAAAGUACCGAAAAGAUAUCGAAAAGUACCGAAAAGAUAUCGAAAAGUACCGAAAAGAUAUCGAAAAGUACCGAAAAGAUAUCGAAAAGUACCGAAAAGAUUUCGAAAAGUACCGAAAAGAUAUCGAAAAGUACCGAAAAGAUAUCGAAAAGUACCGAAAAGAUAUCGAAAAGUACCGAAUAGAUAUCGAAAAGUACCGAAAAGAUAUCGAAAAGUACCGAAAAGAUAUCGAAAAGUACCGAAAAGAUAUCGAAAAGUACCGAAAAGAUAUCGAAAAGUACCGAAAAGAUAUCGAAAAGUACCGAAAAGAUAUCGAAAAGUAUCGUAAAGAUAUCGAAAAGUAUUGUAAAGAUAUCGAAAAGUAUCAUAUCGAAAAGUACCGGAAAGAUAUCGAAAAGUACCGAAAAGAUAUCGAAAAGUACCGAAAAGAUAUCGAAAAGUACCGAAAAGAUUUCGAAAAGUACCGAAAAGAUAUCGAAAAGUACCGAAAAGAUAUCGAAAAGUACCGAAAAGAUAUCGACAAGUACCGAAAAGAUAUCGACAAGUACCGAAAAGAUAUCGACAAGUACCGAAAAGAUAUCGACAAGUACCGAAAAGAUAUCGAAAAGUAUCGAAAAGAUAUCGAAAAGUAUCGAAAAGACAUCGAAAAGUAUCGUAAAGAUAUCGAAAAGUAUCGAAAAGAUAUCGAAAAGUAUCGAUAUAUCGAAAAGUAUCGAAAAGAUAUCGAAAAGUAUCGAAAAGAUAUCGAAAAGUAUCGAAAAGAUCGAAAAAAUCGAUAUAUCGUAAAGUAUCGAUAUAUCGAAAAGUACCGAUAUAUCGAAAAGUACCGAAAAGAUAUCGAAAAGUAUCGAAAAGAUAUCGAAAAGUACCGAAAAGAUAUCGAAAAGUACCGAAAAGAUAUCCAAAAGUACCGAAAAGAUAUCGAAAAGUACCGAAAAGAUAUCGAAAAGUACCGAAAAGAUAUCGAAAAGUACCGAAAAGUUUUCGAAAAGUAUCAAAAAGAUAUCGAUAAGUAUCGAAAAGAUGUCGAUAAGUAUUUAUAUAUAAUGAAAAUAUCGAUAUAUAAUGAAAAGUAUCGAAAAAAUAUCGAUAAGUAUCGAAAAGAUAUCGAUAAGUAUCGAAAAGAUAUCGAUAAGUAUCGAAAUUUUAUAGAUAAGUAUCGAAAAGAUAUCGAAAAGUAUCGAAAAGAUAUCGAAAAGUAUCGAAAAGACAUCGAAAAGUAUCGAGAAUAUAUCGAAAAGAUAUCGAAAAGUAUCGAAAAGAUAUCGAAAAGUAUCGAAAAGAUAUCGAAAAGUACCGAAAAAAUAUCGAAAAGUAUCGAUAUAUCGAAAAAUAUCGAAAAGUACCGAAAAGAUAUGGAAAAGUACCGAAAAGAUAUCGAAAAGUACCGAGAAGAUAUCGAAAAGUACCGAAAAGGUAUCGAAAAGUAUCGAAAAGAUAUCGAAAAGUAUCGAAAAGAUAUCGAAUAG